Molecule: messenger RNA, 759 nt
Organism: Eruca vesicaria subsp. sativa (arugula)
Lineage: Eukaryota; Viridiplantae; Streptophyta; Magnoliopsida; Brassicales; Brassicaceae
Source: the annotation of a GenBank genome assembly
AUGGGGGAGCCAAAGCCAAGGGUAAGUGGUGCUUCUUCCUCCACCGACUCAUAUUCAACCCCUUAUGCGUCUCCAACACCAACUCAAGCUCCACGUCACCCCGUGACAUUACUCGAACCAUCUCACCAACACAAGAAAAAAGGCAAGAAAGUCUUCCGUGUCUUCCGCUCCGUGUUUCGUUCUUUCCCCAUCAUCACACCGGCGGCUUGUAAAAUCCCGGUCCUUCCGGGCGGUAGCUUACCUGACCAGCACCGAAGCGGGUCAAGCGGGUCAAGAGUCUCCGGGACCUUGUUUGGAUACCGUAAAGGCCGUGUAAGCCUCUCUAUCCAAGAAAACUCCAAAUGUUUACCAUCUCUCGUCGUGGAGCUAGCAAUGCAAACAAUGGUGCUACAAAAGGAGCUGAGCGGAGGAAUGGUUAGGAUCGCUUUAGAGACGGAGAAACGAGCUGAUAAGGAGAAGGUUAAGAUAAUGGACGAGCCGUUAUGGACAAUGUAUUGUAACGGUAAGAAAACGGGGUACGGUGUGAAACGUGACGCGACGGAGGAAGAUCUUAACGUGAUGGAGUUGUUAAGACCGGUUUCGAUGGGUGCGGGAGUUUUGCCGGGGAACUCGGAGGCUGAAGGACCUGACUCGGAGAUGGCUUACAUGAGGGCUUACUUUGAGCGUGUGGUUGGGUCUAAAGAUUCAGAGACGUUUUAUAUGUUGAGUCCCGAAGGGAAUAAUGGACCAGAGCUUAGUAUCUUCUUCGUGAGAGUUUGA